This is a messenger RNA of Colletotrichum costaricense, 621 nucleotides long. RefSeq names its product separin. The transcript is spliced from 5 exons. Bases 1 to 621 code for a protein of 206 amino acids. The record is from RefSeq and is a predicted model, not a curated record. Lineage: Eukaryota; Fungi; Ascomycota; Sordariomycetes; Glomerellales; Glomerellaceae.
AUGCCCACAUUAAGACGCAGAACAGAGGUCCCGCACCCUGUCGAGAAGCCUAAGGUCAGCGAGACGAAGUCCCGCGUGAUAGAACCGAUCACGAGCCUUCUCGAGCAGCACGGUCAACGCAAUGAGACGACAUCCCAUGGGAUGGAGCUCAUCGCGAGCUAUCUUAAGCAGCUUGAUACCGCACCCAACGGCACGGUCGACGAGAUGACAUCCAACUUGCCCGAGCCUGUCGUGAGACUACUCCAAAGCCCCUUGCGGGAUGGAACCAACGUCAAAAAAUCCAUCAUUAUCAACAUCACCAUCAUUAUCAACAUCACCAUCAUCACCAUCACCAUCAUCAUCAUCAUCAUCAUCGUCGUCGUCAUCAUCAACAUGCACAUCAACAACCACGGUGCUACUCAAAGAACUUCUCGCGACAGAGGCCGAAGCGCAGCCGACAGCGCAAAAGGAGGAAGUGGCAACGACAACACGAGGGAAGGCGAGGCAACCGAUAUAGGGCGAGGGGCCACGACCACGAGCAAGAAGGAGGAGUUGUCACCGAAGGAGGAGGCCGCGCUGGCAGCGCACAUAAUCAAUGUCGCCCUCAAGUCACAGACCAAGGCAUCCGGGUGCUUUGAGUAA